Hypanus sabinus (Atlantic stingray) is the source of this 1407-nucleotide messenger RNA. Its product is annotated as vascular endothelial growth factor receptor 2-like. The coding region runs from base 89 to 949 and encodes 286 amino acids. Lineage: Eukaryota; Metazoa; Chordata; Chondrichthyes; Myliobatiformes; Dasyatidae. The transcript is spliced from 5 exons. The record is from RefSeq and is a predicted model, not a curated record.
GCUCACACGCCAGUGCGUUUACAGUAGCGAAGGAACUAAAUCAGAGUGAUACAGCGAAAAUUGCUUGGCCUCACACGCAAGCAGCACCAUGACAGUGUCCUUGUGGCCGAGAAGACCUGGGUCAAGUCUAGGAACCGAAGGAGGACUCUGCGCGCUGGUCUUUCUUCUCCUCUUGCACAAUGUGGACGCCGGGAUCCAGAUCAAGACGCAGCAGCGGGAUUUCUUCGUUAUCGAAGGCCGCAACUUCACCAUCGCAGCUGAAAUUAAGUUGGCCCAGGGAGACACCAUUGCCUCGGCUUUCUGGGUUAAACAGAAUGGAGAGCGUCAGAGAAUUGUCGAUUGCUUGCCGGACCGGGUUGAAACAGCAAGCUACUCGACAUACACGGGUCGAGCACGGUGCGCAAUGCAAGCAGACAAAAUAGCGUUGACACUCUCAAAACUCACGCCAAAAGACAGCGGCGAUUAUUUGCUCAAGAUAACUUUAAAUUCCGGUGAAAUCGGCACAGUGCAAUUCACCGGGAAACUCUACGCACCUGUGCUUAACAUCAAUAUCGUACCCCACUUGGAAAAGACCGAUCGACAGACCAAACUUACCCUGACAUGUAAGGUCUCAGCAGGAACGGACCCGAUAUUUAACUGGACUGCAAGCAAUGAGCCUGUAGCCCGCAGCAGCAAGUAUGUGUUGUCAACUGACCGCAGUGUCCUAACCAUUCUUGAGUUCGAGUCUUCUGACUGCCGUGUAUACACAUGUAUUGUUAACAAUGAUGCCAACGUGGAGAAGAAACUUUUCAAUGUUUCCGAAUCUGAUGGGUUUCCAUUUUGCCGAGAAGAGUCUGUUUCAAAGAUAACAACGUUCCAUAUCAUCCUGAUGGUGGUGUCCCUCCUCAUGCCGCUGCUCAUUGGGAUCUUUGUGUGGUUGGUGAUGAGGAGCAGCAGUGGAGUGAUAUAAGCUAGAGGUUGACAUUCAUCCGCAGUUUGCUGAAGAACAGUUUUCCGUGUGAAGUACCAUCCGAGGUGUCCACCAUCACACCAGGCAGAGGAGAAACAAUGUGCCAGAUGUCAGGGAAGAGGCAUCUGAGUGAGGGCCAACUAAUGGGAGAUGUCGCUGGUGGAUCUUCUGUCUCCAGACAGUUAUUUAUUGUGGGGAUGAGCUGCUGGUGAGUUAUGGAGUCAACUCCAGGUGGCAUUACCUGACAGAACACUGGGCACAUGGAGAAAGCAACUAGCACCCUAACAGUAUACAAUGUCCCAGGCACUGACAGCACAGAGAGAAGCAGCAUCACUGUUUCUGCUUGUGACCAGCCACAGCUCAGGAUCUGGCCCUUUGUGGUGCUGAGCUGGAUGCUGUGCCUCUCUGCAGCACCUGACACUGGGGAAGCUGUCCAUGUGUGUCUGACUGCUGUUUCG